AUGAAAAUAGUGGCGUUAAUCAGUGGUGGUAAGGACAGUUGCUUCAAUAUGCUCCAUUGUGUAGCUAACGGUCAUGAAAUUGUGGCGUUGGCAAAUCUCAAGCCGCCAGAUAAUAAAGGCAAAGAUGAAAUUGAUAGUUAUCUCUAUCAGACAGUUGGCCAUGACGCAAUACAAUACUACGCCGAGUGUAUGAAUUUGCCGCUUUAUCGUCGUGAAAUACUUGGUGAUCCAUUAGUAAUCGCUUCUGAUUAUAGUUCGAUUACGAGUGGAGAUGAGACUGAGGAUUUGUACGAGUUGUUGAAAGAUGUUAAAGAAAAGCAUACAGAUAUCCAAGGAGUGUCAGUUGGCGCUAUUCUUUCGAAUUAUCAACGAGUUCGCGUUGAAAAUGUAUGUAAUCGUCUUGGUCUGAUAUCAUUAGCAUUUCUAUGGCGAAGAGACCAAAAAGAGCUGUUAAAAGAGAUGAUUGAAACCAGGGUUGAUGCUAUUUUGAUAAAAGUUGCCGCUAUUGGACUGAAACCGUCGCAUCUUGGAAAAUCUAUUAGUGAGAUGUAUCAGCAUUUAUGUUAUUUGAAUGAAAAGUAUGAUGUCCAUGUAUGUGGUGAAGGUGGUGAAUAUGAGACGUUUACCCUGAACUGUCCUUUAUUCUCGAAAAGAAUUGUUGUGCAAGAAACAGAAACAAUUGUUCAUUCAGAUGACGCAUAUGCACCUGUUGCGUAUCUUCGACUGAAAAAAAUUUUGCUCCAAGAGGAACAACAGGAACAGCAACAAUCAUCCCUAUUGUCUUCCUCGUCAUCGUCGGUCGAAACUACGCAGCAAAGCCCUUCAUUAUUGAAUAUUCCAUCGUGGGAAAAAGAAAUUGGGAAUAUGGUGGAUUUGUUGGAAAGCUUUGACGAAUCGUCGCCAAUUGCAACAGACGCCAAUUCUUUCUUUAAUUUUACAACACACAAAAAUGCACCAUACUUCUCCAUAUCAGGGACAACAGCCUAUCACGAUGGCUCCGUGGUUGCCGAUGACUCUAAUACUCAUUUCGUAACAAUUGAGGAGGAAACUCGUUGUUGUAUGCUCAAACUACAAGACCGAUUAUCCGAAGUAGGAUUAAAUUGGUCUGACGUUGUCUCCAUGAAUUUGUGCAUCACGAGAAUGAGUGAUUUCUCACGCGUGAAUUCGGUGUACAAGUCUUUUUUUGCGGUGAAUCCGCCUACUAGAGCAUGCGUCGGUGCUAAUUUGCCACCACCGGCGAAUGUCCAAAUAGACCUAACAGCAAUAAAAUCCACAAAUGAUACCACCUUAUCCUCAUCUGAAUCCGCUAGACAAGUGAUGCAUGUACAAAGCUUUUCAUAUUGGGCUCCCGCGAAUAUUGGACCAUAUUCUCAAGCGAUAAUCACCCACAAUCACGUAUAUAUAGCGGGACAAAUCGGUCUAAUUCCAUCAUCACUAGAACUUCCAUCUCUCAAUAACAUCAAGGAACAAACCAAUAACGAAACCGAUUCGUUAUUGUUGUCUUAUGAAACUGGAUUAUCACUUCGAAACCUUGAAAAGAUCAGUAGUGCGCUCAACGAGGACGUGAGACGAAAUACCCUACUAUGUAUUUGUUACGUUGACGACGAAGGUGCUUUUCCAUUGGUGGAAAAAGCUUGGAAUGUUUUUUGUGGUGGGUUUGAUCUUUGUCGUCGGCAACGAGGGUUAGAGUACACUGGAGAUAGUGAUGGUAAAGAGGAAGAGGGACAAAUUGCAAAGGAUGAUGACGACGUACCUAAUACAAACACAGCAAAAACUACAGCUCCCGUACUCUAUGUACAAGUUCCCUCACUACCACGCAAUGCAAAAAUUGAAUGGCAUGCACUAUUACGAUCAUUAGUCACUAAUUCCAAACAAGAAAAACAUCAAUAUUAUAGCGAUGAAAGUGAGCCUAAAACCAACGAGCAAACUUUAUGGCAGAACAUUUUGACCUAUAACAAUGACGAAACGACGAUGACAACCAUCAUUUCAAUUACUUCACGGUUCUCAAGGCCUGUUUUUUCGAGUGUUUUUACCGUGAGGAUAUCUGAUAAUAAAAAAACGGCUACUGCUACUACCAAUGAUUCAUCAGAUUAUGGAGUAUCGUCAUCAUCAAUUCCCAUCCCAUCAAUAAUCAAAAAUCUUGUAUCGUCUAUUUCCGAUGAAAUUCAUAAUCAUCAAAAUCACCAAAAUGAUUAUCACAGUAAUGAAAAGGAAUCCACCUCACAAUACCAGCCAUGGACAAAAGUUAUUUCAGUUCGAGUCUUCUAUUCAGAAAAGUUUAUCGCUGCUGGGCAUGGUGUGAUUUUAGAAAGAGUUUUGAAAAGGGAACUAACCAACCAAAUCACCAAAGACAAAAGACGACAAGAUAAUAAUAAUCCCAAUUACGCAUCCAAUCUGGAACCCAAUCCUAUUCCUGAAUUUAAUUUAGAUGCUGUGCCAGCAAUCACAUUAAUUCCAGUAUUGGGAAUAAUGAAUAAUUCUAUGCUGGGUGUAAGCCUGCACGCUGUUUUCUGA
Molecule: messenger RNA, 2514 nt
Organism: Ambispora gerdemannii
Lineage: Eukaryota; Fungi; Glomeromycota; Glomeromycetes; Archaeosporales; Ambisporaceae
Source: the annotation of a GenBank genome assembly